AUACCGAACCUCCGUGAACCUACUUGGCUCAUGGACACCGGUGCCUCUCACCAUAUUGCCUCAGAUCCAAGUACUAUUUCUCAUGUUUAUUCUUCUCCUUUAAAUUCACCACCGCUCAUCACUGUAGGUGAUGGAUCAAAAGUUCGUGUUACGGCUAUUGGAUCUUCAGACGGGAGCCGUGAUACAUUGCUCCAAUAACGACAGACCUCUCUAUCCCCUGCGCCCUCACACGCCAAUCGUCCAGUUUCGGCCAUCCCAUUUUAGAGAGAAGAAAAAUCCUAUUUUGUGUUCAAAGUUAUUUUUCUAAAGUGUUAGAAAUAUACACAAAAUAUUAUAAAGAAAUAUUUAUAAGAUAAAUAUUUUACUAUAUAUUUAUUACUCCCAAAGUAGUAUUAUUAUAGUUUUUACUAUCCUAAAUUAAACUUGCUAGCACAAGUUUAAUCUAGGACUCCGGAGCAAAUGUCAUAGGAAAAAUUGUUGGGCGAUCAAAAGUUCAAACGUACUUUAAACGGGGUGGAGAAGAGAAGCUAAUGGAAAUAACACUUGAGGAUCAUGACCUACCUCUACAAGUUGAUGAUGUGAGUAGCUUGAAUACUUUGAUGAUGGAUGGUGGAAAUGAAGAAGUGAAUGAGCCUCUAAAAAUCACCCCUUUGAAGACUCUGAUUGAUACAACUAAGCCCGGGACAUAUUGGAUUCUUGGUGAGAUUUCAUAUCUUGAAAAUACACCUGAUUGGUGUUACUUGGGGUGCAUCGAAUGCAACAAGAAGGUUAUACCUGAUGGUUCCCAAUUUACAUGUUCGGGAUGUGAUCUUAGGAUGCCGCAUGGUGUUUACAAGUUUAAAGUUAAUGUCCACGUUUUUGACAUCACCGGCCAUGCCUCUUUUAUGCUUUGGGACCGAGAGUGCAAAGACAUAUUGGGUGGGAGUGCCCUUCUUCUAAGAGAGAUGAUGCUUGAGAGAAAGAUGGACCCAAAUUUGUUCCCGGAAGAGCAGAACCAUUUAAUUGGGAGAAAAGGUUUGUUUAAUGUUGUUGUCAAGUCCGAGGGGGGUAGUCCUCAUUGGAACGGUCCCAGAUCUUUUGGGGUACGGUCUUUUGUUUCAGAUCCAAGAAUUCUCAAGAAGUAUGAACAUGUUUUGGACAUUGUUGAUGAUGACUCAAAGGAAGAUGUUGAUUUGUGGAAUUCUCUUGAAGAUCUUAGUCAAAAAGUUGAAAUAGUGAUUGGAUCAAACAACCUAAGUUCUAGCCAAGGCGAGGCGACUUCACGGAGGAAGAUGGAUGCUAUUGAUGAGAAUGAUCCCGUUAAGAGACAACUUCUUGACGAGCUCUCAACAACUUCCAAGAAGAAGGUGAAAAGGGAGCAUUUGGAAAAAUGAAUGUUUGGAAAUCUGUACUGAUUGAAACCCAUGGGGAAGAACAUGAUUUGGUUUUUUGUCUUUUUUGCACAUUCCUGGACUUUGUCCAGUUAUCCUAUGGGGUUUAGACAAUUUCUGAAAUAUUUGUGGCAUAUCCAGUUUGUUAUCUGGAUAUUAUAUUAUGUUGAUUUUAAUAUUUUGCUACAAUGGGGUAUUUCCAUAUGUUGAAAUGGAAAUUUUCUUAUAUGUUCUUCAAUCGGAUAUUAAUAUAUUAGUUGUGUUUUG
Messenger RNA from Cuscuta campestris, 1637 nucleotides. The record is from the annotation of a GenBank genome assembly. Lineage: Eukaryota; Viridiplantae; Streptophyta; Magnoliopsida; Solanales; Convolvulaceae.